AUGGAAGUUGUUCGAUUUCUGCUGGGGACAGGUCUAAUUGAUGUCAACUCGAAAGAUGAAAACAACAUGACAGCACUGCCAUGGGCUGUUUUGGGUGAUCAUCAGGAGGUUGUUCAGUUGCUGCUCGAAACAGCUCAGGUUGAUGUCAAUUCCACGGAUGACCUUGGUAGCACCCCACUGUCAUAUGCUGCUACGCACGGUCAUAAGGAAAUCGCUCGAUUGCUAUUGGGUGCGAGUCAGAUCAAUGUCGACUCGGAAGAUUUCAUGGGCAUGACACCGCUAAGAUGGGCUGCUAAGGAGGGCCAUAAAGAGAUCGUCUGGUCGUUGCUGGAGACAGGCCAGGCUGACGUCAAAACGAAGAGCGAAGAGAACGGGUGGUGCUACACGGCAUUGGAAUGGGCUAUUGAGAACAACGACGAGGAAGUCGCUCAGCUCGUGCUUGACCUAGGUCAGGUCGAGAAUGGUCAUAGACUCGAUGCCCUGUCGUUUGCCGCUUUACGUGGCAAUAAGAAGAUGGUCCUGCUGCUGCUGGAUACUGAGCAGUUUGAUGUCAACUCGCAGUGUGAAAAUGGUGGGGCACCACUGAGAUACGCUGCUGAAGAAAAGGAUGAGGAGAUCGUUCAGUUGUUGUUGAGCAUGGGUCGGCUUGACCUGAAUUGGAACGAUAAAAAUGGCCGUACAGGAAACGUUCAACUACUGCUGAAAACAGGUCGAGUCGAUAUCAACUCGAAAGAUGAAGACGGUUGUACACCGCUAGAUUUGGCUACUAAAAAUCGCCACAAAGAGAUCACUCAGCUGCUAUAUGCACUAUGAAAGAUUC
Molecule: messenger RNA, 820 nt
Organism: Aspergillus glaucus CBS 516.65
Lineage: Eukaryota; Fungi; Ascomycota; Eurotiomycetes; Eurotiales; Aspergillaceae
Product: ankyrin repeat domain-containing protein
Exons: 1
Coding region: 67-813 (248 amino acids)
Molecular function (GO): protein binding
Source: RefSeq, a predicted model, not a curated record